AUGAUAGAAUUUAACUGGGAUGAUAGUGCAGUACUUUUACUAAUAGAAAAGUAUCAAGAAAAUGAACUAUUGUGGAACCCAAGGCAUAUGGAUUUCAAAAAUCGCAACAAAAAAAAUGAUGCUAUUAGACAUAUUGCUUCUGUGUUUAACAUAGCAUCAUCAGAAAUUGAGAGAAAACUGAAGAAUUUAACCAGCCAUUAUUUUCGAGAAAAACGAAAAUAUGAAGAAUCUAAAAGGAGUGGAUCUGGACGGGAAGAUGUUCAAUUGCCGAAAUGGUUUGCUUAUAAGGCGUUAUCAUUUCUUAAUGACAAGAAUGCACCGGUACCGACUCUGAACAGCCACACAUCUAAAUCUUCUCAAGAUAAUAAUCACUCACCAGACUACGCUACCUUCGACAAGGACUUCACGAAAACGAAAUAUAGAGAGAGAUCCUGA
Messenger RNA from Parnassius apollo (apollo), 435 nucleotides. Lineage: Eukaryota; Metazoa; Arthropoda; Insecta; Lepidoptera; Papilionidae. The record is from the annotation of a GenBank genome assembly.